Messenger RNA from Melopsittacus undulatus (budgerigar), 884 nucleotides. It is a transcript of the gene FBXO48, whose product is annotated as F-box protein 48. Gene Ontology annotation, cellular component: SCF ubiquitin ligase complex. NCBI's taxonomy places the organism in Eukaryota, Metazoa, Chordata, Aves, Psittaciformes, Psittaculidae. Gene Ontology annotation, molecular function: protein binding. The record is from RefSeq and is a predicted model, not a curated record. Gene Ontology annotation, biological process: SCF-dependent proteasomal ubiquitin-dependent protein catabolic process. Bases 1 to 660 code for a protein of 219 amino acids. The transcript has 3 exons.
AUGCGCCCUACACCACACGGCCUGCGAGGCGGGGAAGGCCGCAGCCCGGCCCCUCGGCGAUGUACUGCGGCAGAGCCGGGAAGCGGAAGGGUUCGCCUCAAACCACAAGCACCGCACACCGAGACCCACGGGCACCCCAGCGGGCAGGAUCAGCGCCAUGCCGGAGGGAGCGGAGCCGGGCCCAGGGGCCGCGGAUCACCGCAGCCACCGGCGGUGACAGGCGGUGCCCUGCCUGCCCCGAGGCUGCGGGGAUGGACGGGGACCCGAGGAGGAGGAGGAGGCCCCGCUGACUUCGUGGUUCUCCUCCCACCGGAGGUCAGCUCCCGGAUUUUCAGCGUCCUGGACGUUGAGAGCUUGUGUCACACGUCCGUGACGUGCAAGGGCUGGCACCGCGUCAUCGAGAGCAACGACCGCCUAUGGAGACACCACUGCCUGAGCGUGCGGGCUUUGUGCCAGCCGGAGUUUGACUGCGACCGAGGGAACGGGUAUUCCUGGAAGAUCACAUUACUGAGAAACUACUGGAAAAGCAAAGUGAAGCAAGAAUGGCUGUGUGGGAAAUACAGCAACAUUCCUUCACGGAACAGCUUGCCAGAGAAAAGCAUGUAUCCCAUGGAUGUUGAUACAAGGGGAGAAAUCCUGGAAGCAGAACUUGAGAGAUGAGAAACCAGUGCUUGUUUGAACAAGAACCUUCUAUCAAUAGCUCACAGACUGCCAAACUGUAAAUAUUUUGCUGUUCAAAAUCAGUUGUUUGCAAACACAUGACGAAACCUUCUAAAAAAAAAUUAUACAUAUUUUUAUUUGCACUUUAUCUGAUUAUUUUUUCUGUAAAAUUCUAAGCAAGACUAAAUAUUCAGCUGUUAUUUUAUAUUUGUAAAUUUAAUGCU